Messenger RNA from Entamoeba histolytica HM-1:IMSS, 675 nucleotides. RefSeq names its product Ras family GTPase. The record is from RefSeq and is a predicted model, not a curated record. Bases 1 to 675 code for a protein of 224 amino acids. Lineage: Eukaryota; Evosea; Mastigamoebida; Endamoebidae. Gene Ontology annotation, cellular component: plasma membrane. Gene Ontology annotation, biological process: signal transduction. The transcript has a single exon. Gene Ontology annotation, molecular function: GTP binding; GDP binding; GTPase activity.
AUGAAUACUGUUCGUGUUACUUUUAUUGGUCAUCCUGCUACUGGAAAAACUGCUCUUAUUAAACAAUAUUUAUAUCAUAAAACCAUUAAUGAAUAUCUCCCAACAAUACAAGACACUUACAAUAGUUUAAUUACUGUUGAUGGGUACAAAACUGAAGUUACUCUUGUCGAUACUUCAGGUGAAGAAGAAUUUCAUUUACUUCGAGACAGUGAACUUACUCGAACUGAUUACCUUGUUUAUGUUUAUUCUGUAACUGAUUUGGGGUCAUUUGUUAAUGCUCAAGAAGACAUUGCAGAAUGUCUUUCUAUAAUAGCUAAUAAUGGGAACAAAGGAUAUCCAUCAAUUCUUAUUAUUGGUAAUAAAUGUGAUGCUAGUCAUCGUGUUAUUUCACCAGAAGAAGGUGAGAAAUUAAAAAAUAAAAUUCAAAAGGUUUGUCCAUGUGCCUUCUUUGAAACAUCAGCUACAACAAAUCUAAAUCUUCAACGUGUGUUUAAUACAUUUGUUACUGGAAUAUCUACUUCUGAACACAAAAUGAAUGAAACAAAAGAACAAGAUAAAAAAUACAAAAAACCAGUUGCUUUUAAAACUACUCUUGAAGAUUUAGAUCGUCCUCUUUCUCAUCAAAACAGAUUUAUUGCCUUUUUCUCACCAAGAAGAAAAAAUGAAAAACGAUAA